Molecule: messenger RNA, 372 nt
Organism: Marmota flaviventris (yellow-bellied marmot)
Lineage: Eukaryota; Metazoa; Chordata; Mammalia; Rodentia; Sciuridae
Source: RefSeq, a predicted model, not a curated record
AUGUCGCUGUACCUGCCGUGGAUGGUCCUGUGGAACUGCUCCAGUUUCCUGAUCAAGAGAGAUAAGCAGACCUACAGCACUGAGCCCAAUAACCUGAAGGCCCGCAACUCCUUCCACUACAACUGGUUGAUUCACCUCAAGACUCUGGGCAUGGAGCCCGUGGCCGAUGCCAAAGGCUUAGUGGUGAUUAUGAAACACAGAUCCAGCCAGCAAAAGCCAGCUACCUCUUAUGUGCGGACCACCAUCAGUAAGAACGCAGGGGCCACACUCAGCAGCAUCAGGCACAGGACUCGCAGAGCCAGUGCCAUCCUGCGCAGCCAGAAGCCUGUGAUGGUGAAGAAGAACCAGACACACCCCACUAAGUGCUCCUGA